GCAAACCUCACAUUGUCUGGCUCGGUCUAAGAAGGAUUCGAGAGAACGUCACCACUUGGUCGAACAGCGAGCCUUAUACAUUCAAUCUAACAAAUGUCACUGUAACACCAGAGGAGCAAAGAUGUGGAGCUGUUGAAAAUAACAAAUAUACAGAUUUUGGCUGUAACGAGAGUUUCCAUUUCAUGUGCUACGAGGGAAAUAACUACCACCUGAUUGAUCAUAUGAAAAAGGACUGGUGUCAGGCACAGCAGUACUGCAGAAGACACUUCAAGGAAUUAGUCAGCAUCAAUGAUGAAAACCAAAAAAGACAAGUGGUCGAGGAAGGACGAAACAAAACCUUUUGGAUUGGACUCCUGCACGAUGAAUGGGAGUGGCAGGACGGGAGCUGCUCGACGUACAGAUCGUGGGACAGAACAUCAGAGAAUUGUACAGCUCAGAAAAAGUCUUCACAUGUGUUGUAUGGAUAUGACUGUCUCAGUGAAGCAGGAGCACUUUGCUCCAAAGGCAAUGUGAGGAUCGUGGUCGUCAGACAGAAUUUAACUUGGGAAAAGGCUUUGGAUUACUGUCUCGCCAAUCACUCAGGCCUGCUGUGGAUUGAGGAUGAGGACGAUCAGAAGGAUGUUGUUGAAAUCUUAAACAACCUCAACGUCGAGGGUCCUCUCUGGAUCGGCCUGAGGCAGAAUCCUGUCUUCGGGUUCUGGAUCUGGAGCGACAGGACGGUGACCUACAGCCACUGGGAGAACGACCGAACACCGGAGAUGCCCUCGUCUAGAAACUGCGGCGUCAUCAACGUGAAGAACUCCAGGUGGCAGAAUGAAAACUGUUCGGACUUGCACCAAUUUCUUUGUGAGGAGGAGAUUUCUUUCAUUAACUAAUAGGAUAUAGUUAUAAAGCUUCUUGAUAAAUGAGACUUUUGUGACGGAUAGGUCGUGUUGAUGUGUGAAGAUGAUGGAGAUAAAAAACUUUAGAUUUUCCUUAAAUCCUCUGAUUUAUAAUUGUUAUAAAUCAUACUGUUCUACAGGUGAUUUAAUGAAGAGUUAUACAUUGAUGAAUUUGACAAUCCAUUAAAAGCUGUUUAUAUUAUUAUUAUUAUUAUUACACUAUCAUUACUACUGUUAGUACUAUUACAACUUUUACUAUUACCUAUGAUUGUUUGAAACAUUUGUGUCAGUCUGUUGCUAAUCAGACAAAUUGAUUUGGAUUGCCUUUAAAUGACCACAGUUUGGAGGAGAAGUGGCGUUUCUGUU
This is a messenger RNA of Pleuronectes platessa (European plaice), 1247 nucleotides long. Its product is annotated as C-type mannose receptor 2. The transcript is spliced from 3 exons. Lineage: Eukaryota; Metazoa; Chordata; Actinopteri; Pleuronectiformes; Pleuronectidae. Bases 183 to 875 code for a protein of 230 amino acids. The record is from RefSeq and is a predicted model, not a curated record.